AUGAACAUCCUGCUCCUCGCCUCCGCCCUGCUUCUCGCUCUCGGCGUCUCUGCCAAGGACUGCCGACCGGUCUGCGAGUACAUCGGACACACUUUCGUGGAUCGCACUUGUCUUUGCGUGCCAGGGAUGAUCUCUCAACUGGACUGGACAGAGAGGAUCGUCGUUGCAGCAGGCAAGCGCAUGGCCGCGACUGGUUCUUUGACUGCUGAGUUCGACGAGCGCUCAGGAGGUGACGCUUUGAGAUGGAGGACUGCAUAUAGCCGUGAGAUGACAGAUAAUGGGAGGUUCAUUUGCAAAGUACUGCAUCGAGAGAGCGCUGAGAGCGCUGAGAGCGACCUGCUCGGGCAGGGCAUUGACGAGCGUCAGCUUUGA
Molecule: messenger RNA, 372 nt
Organism: Zymoseptoria tritici IPO323
Lineage: Eukaryota; Fungi; Ascomycota; Dothideomycetes; Mycosphaerellales; Mycosphaerellaceae
Exons: 4
Coding region: 1-372 (123 amino acids)
Source: RefSeq, a predicted model, not a curated record